This is a messenger RNA of Closterium sp. Naga37s-1, 1296 nucleotides long. NCBI's taxonomy places the organism in Eukaryota, Viridiplantae, Streptophyta, Zygnematophyceae, Desmidiales, Closteriaceae. The record is from the annotation of a GenBank genome assembly.
AUGCCCCCUCUCUUCCCAUUCGAACCCCAUGCAUCCCAUCAUACGUGCACGAGUCCACGUCAUCCGCAGAAAUCGUCUCAAAAGCCAUCUCCAUCCCUCCCCCCUCCUCCGAACCCCUCAUUCGUCCCGCCAGACGUGCACGAGGCCACGUCAUCCGCAUACACGGCGCGGCCAGGCGAGGACGACGGCACGCUGCUGUCGCCGGUGCAGGACUACGUGGCGGCGCGCGAGCUGCAGAAGCUCGCCGGGAUCUACGCCGUGUAUGACGGCGCUGGCGCGCUGCAGUACGUGGGGUACUCGCGCAACAUCGUCGUGUCGCUCAAGGGCCACAGGGCGGCUAUGGGCGAGGAACUGUGUAGCUCUGUGAGGGUGCAGGUGUACCGGGCAGAUUCACUGCUUUCCCGGGCAGUGCUGGACGGGGAGCGGAGGCGGUGGUUGCAGGAGCUCGGGCAGAGCGAAAGUUUCAUGCAGACUAGCAGUUUUGCCCGGUGGGAGGCGCAGGGCGCGCAGGUGGGCGCGGCAGCAGCGGCGGCGGCGGAGGGGGGGGAGCUGAGCGAUGGGGAGCGGGCGGAGCAGGAGGAGCGGCGGCUGAGGAUGCGCAAGGCGAUGGGGGAGAACCUGAUGGACGAUGAGGAGUACAGGCGGAGGGUGGAGGGCGGGGAGUCGGACGGGGAGAGCGACAGGCGGAGGAUGCAGCUGCUGCAGGCCACAGAGGGCGACGACUGGAGCUCUGUGAUUGACGGGCAGACGCAAGAAACCGUUUCUGCUAGAGGAAGCUCUAAUGGGAAGCCUUCCAGAGCAGCGAAAGGAGAGGCGAGAGGAGCCACAGCAACAGAAGCAGCAACAGCACAGCAAGGCAGCGGGGUAGCUGCACCCUCCGCUGCUCUCCCUUCGGCAGCACCCAUUGUUAGCCCGUUUGCGCGCCCAGGUGCUGCAGGCACGGGGGCAGGUGGGGGAGCAGAGGAAGCGGAGGGGAAGAUGGAGCUGAGUGUUGAGUCGGCUGACCGCGUGCUGGAUCGCGUGCGGCCGUACCUGGUGGCUGAUGGCGGCAAUGUGGAGGUGAAAGCGGUGGAGAAUGGUGUUGUUAUCCUGGAGCUGCAAGGUGCGUGCAACACGUGUCCCAGCUCAGCCGCAACGAUGAAGAUGGGCAUUGAGAGGGCCCUGCAGGACGCGUUUGGGGAGAAGCUCAAGGAGGUGAUGCAGCUGGGUGGCGUUGACAACAGGCUCACCCUCGCUGCUGUGGAGAAUCAUCUUUCACACCACUCUGAGCAAGUAGCGCAUGUGUCAGCAGCCUGA